Molecule: messenger RNA, 537 nt
Organism: Hyphopichia burtonii NRRL Y-1933
Lineage: Eukaryota; Fungi; Ascomycota; Pichiomycetes; Serinales; Debaryomycetaceae
Gene: ISU1
Product: iron-binding protein
Exons: 1
Coding region: 1-537 (178 amino acids)
Biological process (GO): iron-sulfur cluster assembly; intracellular iron ion homeostasis
Cellular component (GO): cytoplasm; mitochondrial matrix
Molecular function (GO): 2 iron, 2 sulfur cluster binding; ferrous iron binding
Source: RefSeq, a predicted model, not a curated record
AUGUACGCUAGACAAUUAUUAAGAGUUGGAUCUGCUUUAAGAGCUCCAUUAGCUAGAGCCAGUGUUCCAUUGGUUAGAACACCAGCUAUAACAAGUCCAGUUUUCCAAAGCAAACGUUUAUAUCAUGAAAAGGUGAUUGAUCACUAUUCCAAUCCAAGAAACGUUGGUAGCUUGGAUAAAGCAUUGCAAGACGUGGGUACCGGGUUGGUUGGUGCCCCGGCUUGUGGGGAUGUGAUGAGAUUACAAAUACAAGUUGACGAGGAGACUGGGGUGAUUAAAGACGUUAAGUUCAAGACUUUUGGUUGUGGUUCUGCCAUUGCCAGUUCUUCUUAUGUUACUGAGUUGGUCAAGGGGAAGACUUUGGAAGAAGCCUUGGCCAUUAAGAACACGGCCAUUGCCAAAGAAUUGUCCUUACCUCCAGUUAAGUUACAUUGUUCCAUGUUGGCUGAAGAUGCAAUUAAAAGCGCAGUUAAAGACUAUAGAUCCAAGAGAGUGGUUAAAAAACCAACCUUGGGUCCAGAAGCAGUUGCUGCUUAG